UAUCCGAACUCAGACCCAUGACCUCGCACCAUUAUGUGUUACAACACGGACCCCGCCGUCACUGUACCUGGGUCAAAGAAUACUUCCAUGAGUCCAUGACUGCACAUUUACUGCAUUGCAUUGCAUUUCUCCACCACAUGGGCUUUUAAUACUACUUUCACCGUGAGAACAAGUACAUAAUUUCAGGUUGCAGUUUCCAGCAGCAUGAUCCGUUCGUUUAUUCCCAUCACCGCGGCUUCAGCUCUCGGGUUCAAGUGUGUCAACUUGCUGUUUAACUAUGACUUUCUUCUGGCCCCGCCGCCUGGGAAAUAUGCAGGCAAGGAGCGGCACCGAUGGCGCAACGCGGCCACCUCGCUGGUCAACGCGGUCAUUGUGUCCGGAAUUGUUAUUUACUGUUUGUAUAGCCAGCCAGGACUAUGGAGCGAUCCGGUGAGGCACUACGCCGUGUCAGUCGAAGUUUGCUUCGCAGUAAUAUCGGGGUACUUAAUCUAUGACACGUACGAUCUGCUGACUCACAACCGCUUCGCCAAAGUCUGGGCGCUUUUUGCACACCACAGCAUCAUGACGUCCACAUUCUUUAUGAUGAGUAUCGAACGCCUGGCAAUGGGCAUCUUGACGAUGGGCCUACUGAGCGAAGUGAACGCCAUCUUUCUUCACUCCCGCCAACUCCUGCUGAUGCAUGGAGUCUCCAAACACUCCGUUUUCUUUGGCGUUCACAGACUUUUCAACCUCGUUACCUACAUUCUGCUGCGCCUGACGCCGUUGGUGUACGCCACUUAUUACUCCUACACUUACCAUGGCAUGCCGUAUUACCUGGAUACCCUGGUGCCCUGCAUGGCGACGGCCAUUACUGUCAUCAACUUCGUCCUGCUGUGGAAGUUGAUUUGCAGUGACCUUUUGUCGAAGAAUGGCAAGGACAAGCACGUCAUGGACAACUAGGCCAUUUGGCAAAACUUGCUUCUUCUCCCGGCUUUGCCUGCAGGUGCCCUAUUUACGGUCACUGUAAUAUAGUCAUGUCAAAUGUUCCUUUUUAAAAUAGGUUUAUUUUAUUACUAUAGAAACAAUAGAAAUUAUCACAUCCUAUUAUAAAGCAGACGUUUGGAAUGUUUCCAUUGGACUGCUUCCUGGUCCCUCCAUGUCCUUCGGACUUCGAAUGUAGGGACUGGUAGUGGGAAAUAGAUUAGGAAUAGGAGGAUUGCUUCCCAAUGUAUACAAAUUAUAUGCAGGACUAGGAAGAUAUGCCCAUAAUGCAACUGGGUCUAAUUCCUGGCCCCUGAAUACAAAAUCACAACCAUAAUGUAAGCGUGGAACCAGCCUAUUUCAAAAUGGCAACAAGGCUACCACUAAUGAGCAGUUAGUGGGGUGAAGGGUUUCGAUUUUCGCCGAAUUCGAAAGUGUCUCUGGCAAGUGGCAACUGUCAAUUAAAGAAAGGGGCACUACCUUUCAAUACUAUUUUGAAACCAAUCGUGCCUAUGCAGUUGAAAUGCAUGGAAAUUGCUUACGUGGAGACACUGGCAGUUUUGGCUACUCGUAAUGGUAUAGAGUGAGUUUUUUUUUAUAGCCAUGUGUUCAAAUGUCCUCCACUCACAAGCUGCCAACAUUGUUUAAAAAAAAAUACACAAUACUGUUGCGCACGCGCAGAGGUGAUCCAAUCAAUGGCUUUCACUGGGAACCAGCUACCGAUCCCCAUAUUACAGGAGCGGGAACCAGUCUAUCUUUUCAUUUGGUUUGAACUGAAACAAAAUACCAACGAGAGGUUGUGAAGUCGGAGAGGAAGUCGUAGCCGAAUACGAUAUCAAAAGAAUGGUACUAGGGCCAAGUUCGC
Patiria miniata (bat star) is the source of this 1825-nucleotide messenger RNA. Its product is annotated as TLC domain-containing protein fld-1-like. Lineage: Eukaryota; Metazoa; Echinodermata; Asteroidea; Valvatida; Asterinidae. The record is from RefSeq and is a predicted model, not a curated record. Gene Ontology annotation, cellular component: plasma membrane. The coding region runs from base 205 to 939 and encodes 244 amino acids. Gene Ontology annotation, biological process: plasma membrane organization; membrane assembly; phospholipid homeostasis. The transcript is spliced from 4 exons.